UCAGUUUGUUCGUGUACGUCCCCAACAUCUGUUGAACUAUGACUGAAGUAGAACUUGGAGCAGAAAAAGUAACACAAAUCGAGCCAGAAAAUGGGACGGACUUCGAGGAAGAAAAAGUAACCGAAAUCGAAUCUAAAAGGCCAACGAAAAACUACACAACAUCCUUUAAAGUGCAAAGCUAUUUCAAUACGGUUGUCCACAUUUUAAACGGGGUCGUUGCUUGUGUAAUGACUCUUUACCUCAUACGGGAAGUACGAAAUGAUUGGCCAAGCACGAAUGACACAUUUCCGUUGCAUGCAUGGCUAUGCACUAUCGGCUACCAGGUAUUUAUGGCCGAAGCAAUACUCGUAUACUACGCACCAAAUUCGUGGUCAUAUUUCCUUUCGUACAAAGUGAAAAGACAUUUACACUGGAUAUUGCAUACGAUCGGUGCCAUUUUCAUAAUCUCCGGAAAUGUACUGAUCAGCGUUAUAAGGACAACGCCCCACUUCACCAAUCACUACGGAAAUCUAUCAAUUCAUUCUGUUGCAGGUCUAAUCUCGAUGAUACUGUUGGCUAUGACAAUACUGCAAGGAGUGUGGGCAUAUUUUGCCUAUGAUUUACGCACGUACAUGAAGCCAGUCACUAGCCGGUUCUUGCACAAUCUCGUAGCGCUAUUAUGUUUUGUUUUCGGUAUGAUAAGUUUGUGUUUCGGCUAUCCGUAUGGUGCAGACCAUGGUGCAUUCGAUUCGAUUGAAGUGGAAUAUUCACUGUACGCAAUUGCUGCGGUAACAACCGUUUUUUCGGUAAUUGGUGCUGUAAGAUCUGGCUGGAGAGCUUUAGAUAAAAUACAAGUGUAGUGUACACUUCUGAUGU
This is a messenger RNA of Bradysia coprophila, 855 nucleotides long. RefSeq lists its product as uncharacterized. Lineage: Eukaryota; Metazoa; Arthropoda; Insecta; Diptera; Sciaridae. The record is from RefSeq and is a predicted model, not a curated record. Gene Ontology annotation, molecular function: transmembrane monodehydroascorbate reductase activity.